UCUCUAAAAGCUUGAUCACAGCGACCGCCGAGCAAAGGAGAGAAGGCUUAAGAGAACCCGACUCGAGCCAAGCCACCCUCGCUCCUGGAAUCAUGAACUUUCUGCUCACUUGGAUCCAUUGGGGGUUGGCGGCGCUGCUUUAUUUCCACAACGCCAAGGUGUUGCAGGCUGCUCCUGCCCAGGGGGAUGGAGACAGGCAACAAGGUGAAGUUAUCCCAUUUAUGACCGUCUAUGAGCGCAGUGUCUGCAGGCCAAUUGAGACCAUGGUAGAUAUUUUCCAGGAGUAUCCUGAUGAGGUGGAAUACAUCUUGAAACCACCCUGUGUGGCCCUGAUGAGAUGUGGAGGAUGCUGUAAUGACGAAGCGCUAGAAUGUGUGCCUACAGAGCUGUACAAUGUCACCAUGGAGAUCAUGAAACUCAAACCCUAUCAGAGCCAGCAUAUACAUCCAAUGAGCUUCCAGCAGCACAGUAAAUGUGAAUGCAGACCAAAGAAAGAAACCAGAAUUAUACAAGAAAAAAAAUCAAAGCGAGAAAAGGGGAAGGGUCAAAAAAGAAAGCGCAAGAGAGGCCGGUAUAAACCACAGAAUUUUCACUGUGAACCUUGCUCAGAAAGGAGAAAGCACUUGUACAAACAAGAUCCCCUGACCUGUAAAUGUUCCUGCAAAUUCACAGACUCACGUUGCAAGUCGAAGCAGCUUGAGUUAAACGAGCGCACUUGCAGAUGUGAAAAACCAAGGCGGUGAGCAGCAGGGGAAGAAAGGGAGUGCGGGAGCAGCCUUGGUUCUGGAGCCUGACAUCUCACCUGGUCAGAAAUUGAAAACAAACACUAAUCCAAAUGAACACUAAAAAUGAAGGAUCAGCAGCGCACAGCACUUUUGAGUAUGGACGAUAGACUCUGGAAGGAACAUUCCCUGAGGACCCGCGCAGGAUUCACCUUUCGGUUUUGAACUGGUUUUACAGAAAAACUUUCCUUCUCAUGCUGCUAAGAUAUAGAGCCAGGGAGAGUGGAGUGAUAUAUGCUUGGGACUCCCCAUACACAUGAAGUAUAUGUAUAUGUAUAUGAAUAUGUAUGUGUAUAUGUAUAUAUACUGAAUUUCUAAAACAUUGCUAACAUUAUUGGUGUCUUCACUGGAUAUACUCAACUGCUGUGGACACAAGUGGGCUAUUUGGGACAUAAGAAAGAAACUACGACUGGACUCCAGUCAAUACUGCUCAAUAUAUUCUUCAUAUUCUUCCUGACCCUCUA
Protobothrops mucrosquamatus (brown spotted pit viper) is the source of this 1246-nucleotide messenger RNA. It is a transcript of the gene VEGFA, whose product is annotated as vascular endothelial growth factor A. Gene Ontology annotation, molecular function: heparin binding; chemoattractant activity; growth factor activity. Gene Ontology annotation, biological process: positive regulation of protein phosphorylation; positive regulation of mast cell chemotaxis; positive regulation of angiogenesis. The transcript is spliced from 9 exons. The coding region runs from base 93 to 743 and encodes 216 amino acids. Gene Ontology annotation, cellular component: membrane. Lineage: Eukaryota; Metazoa; Chordata; Lepidosauria; Squamata; Viperidae. The record is from RefSeq and is a predicted model, not a curated record.